Molecule: messenger RNA, 1018 nt
Organism: Durusdinium trenchii
Lineage: Eukaryota; Dinophyceae; Suessiales; Symbiodiniaceae
Source: the annotation of a GenBank genome assembly
GUUUCCCCAAGAUUCCCCGAGCGACCAUUGACCAGUGGAUCCGCCCGCCAUCCCAUGUUUCACCCGACCAUGGCCGCCCUACGACCCGCGGGUCACGGGUCAAGGGCCGUGCAUCCUGCAAGACGACGGGUGUCUCCGUGGGUGGGACACUGCCAUCCUUCCUAUGUUGCAGAUGCAGCACUCAUCGUGUCAUUUCUUCGUCUACGUGCUUCCAAGAGGCCGUCAGCCAGUGCUGUGCGCCAGAAGCUGGCCAAGGGUGUUCUCCAACGUGCUGUUGAUGUGCCAGACCCGGUGGCAGAGUUUCAGGCAUUGCGAGAGGAUCCAUUCGCCUCAUGGAGUCUAUUAGGCGACCAGGAGUUUCUCCAACGAAUCUUGAUGGUGCUCCUGGUGGCCUUUCUGCCAUGUUUCUAUUUGUCCAUGAAGGUGUAUCCUCUUAGCAAUGAACUCGGUGAAUGGCUGCCGCAAAACCUCUUGGCCGCCUCAGCCUUUGGCUUGAGCUUUGCUGCGUUGAUUCUCACUGCGGUGCUUCUACGCAUUGGAUCUCGCCAAGUGGAAGUAAACCAGCUGCUGCGGCAAGGUAGCAUCCUACUUGAGACCAGAGGCGGUGGCUACUUUGUAAAGAAGAAGACUGCGAUGAAGAUGCGCAAAGAUGCUAGGAGAUUAUCAGAAUUGCUGUCACCUACUAAGUAGUUUGCGUGAUUUUGUAUAUAUGUGUGUGUGUUGCAAAGGGUUACUCAUGCUUACUCUGACUUUCAAUAAUUCUUGCACCAUACGCUCUCCCUAUUGAAGGAUAGCCUGAUUCACCGCUAUGAGACUGCUCCGCGCAUCGUAAAACUGCGGCGCUAUCUUCUGUCGACAUUUCUUUUUGCUGUCGGAGCUGGAGCUGCUGGUGUUGCCUCCGGCGGGGACAUGAAAAUUGAUAAGAAUUAAAUAGACGUUGCGUAUACAUCCAAAACCUUUAUGUCUGAUAAUCUAGACGUGUCCGAUAUUGGGACAAAUCAACAAAUAGCUUAAAAAA